Messenger RNA from Danaus chrysippus (African queen), 1266 nucleotides. Lineage: Eukaryota; Metazoa; Arthropoda; Insecta; Lepidoptera; Nymphalidae. The record is from the annotation of a GenBank genome assembly.
AUGCAGAGUGACUCUUCACUAGAGAUUUGCGAGAUCUUCGCCAAUAAAUCCUACGGCUCGUUGGAAGAUCAUCUGGAUAGCGGAUUCAUAAAUCUGGACGCAAACGAAACUUCUCGAAGCGAUACGCUCUUGGCUUUGGAGCUUAAGGUGGUAAAGUUGAGUGAAAUAUUGCAGGAACAGAACCAGCUACUUCAAGAUUUAAAAGAAGAAAUUUUUAUUUUGAAAUCAUGCUCUGUCAAGAACGACGACCAAAAGACAGAGAUGUCAGAAUCGUCUAACAAUACAGUUGGGAAUACAAAGAUUUCUCUUGAUAUGGAGGAUCUGAGUCUAGCGCAAAGUAUGGAGAUGGAUUUGAAAAAUAUAAUAACAGAUUAUCUGAAAAGCGAUGAUCUCAAGGACCACCUCACUGCGACGAUAGUCGAGCGUUUGAAGGAGGUGAUGAGGCAAUGUCUGUCUGAAGCAUUCAGACAGGUCUACCUGCCGUUCCUGGAGCGAUCUCAACGACGGCUGCUAACUCAUGUUUCAAGAACCCUACAUAAUGCUUUUCAUGAGUUAGAAAAGAAGAGUUACUUCCUAUAUAAAUCGGUUCAUAAAUCGACCCGAACUCUUAAAUAUGCUAUAGAAAAGCAUUUGAUAUCUCUGGAAAACGAUAAACCGUCUACUGUUUUACAAUUUAUGCAGAACAAUUUGGAAUCUAUCUUAAAAACUGAAAUAAGUGAAUGGAUAAAGAGUUUCUUAUCGCCCCCGUUUCUGCCUGUAUCCCAUGAGGACAACUACUGUGAAGAAGAUACUUUAAUGACAUCGACCAGCCCUCCACAACCGACGGACCCAGAACUAUCUAUUAUUGAUCAACUAAUGAAGUCAGCCCGAAUAAACAAGCAGAUAGAAAAUGGCGAGAUUAACGAGGCUUUCGAAGAAGCUCUGUCCUCGGCCGACCUGUCCCUGGUGAUGACGGCUUGUCGUGCCGCCCACCCGCAGAGAGUCUUCGAGCCUUGCCGACUGAAACAACCUGUUCUACUGGCUCUCAUACAACAACUGGCCACCGAUAUGGUGCAUGACACACAACUUAAAUGCAGAUAUUUGGAGGACGCUUUAAUAAAACUAGACGUAUCAGAUGAAGUAACACGAGCACAUUUACCAUUGAUUGUAGGCGAAAUUCGUAAACAUCUUUCAAGAUUUCUUCGAUCUUAUCCUAGCCAUGUCGCAGGCCGACGAAUAACUUUAAUAGUGAUGGUAGCAGACAAUUUACUUAAUAACGCAAAAUAA